AUGUCACAAAGCACAUGCUGACCAUAAAUUUCGUCCAUAUAUUAUCAAGUCUCUGCCAUCGAAGCGGUUCAAUUUGUGGAUCUCGUCUGAAUCUUGCAACUAGAUCUUGCUUCUACAAUGGCGGAGGUGAAGUUGAUCGGAGCGAAAUACAGCCCAUUCUGCUUCAGGCUGGAAUUGGCACUGAAGCUUAAAGGGAUACACGAGUACGAGUACCUUGAACAAGAUCUUAUCAACAAGGGCCCCAUCCUUCUCCAUUACAAUCCCGUGCACAAGAAAGUCCCCGUGCUCGUCCAUGGCGAAAACCCAAUCAUUGAAUCGCUCGCAAUCCUCGAAUACAUCGAUGAGACGUGGCCUUCAGCCCCUUCCUUGCUCCCCAAGCAUCCUUAUCCAAGAUCCCAAGCUCGAUUCUGGGCCAAAUUCGCCGACGAAAAGUGCGCGGCUGGAGCAUGGGAUACUUACUGGCGGCUGAAAGGAGAAAAGAAGGACAAGGCCAUAGAAGUUGCAAUUGAAAGGUUUGAGCAUCUUGAGAAGCUGAUUCAGGGCAAGAAAUUCUUCGGCACUGGAGGCGAUGACGAAGAAGAAGGAAGGGAGGAGAGGAUUGGGUAUUUGGAUUUGGUGUUGGGCUGGAUCCCUCUUUGGGUUGAGGUAAUGGAAGAAAUUGGGGAGAUGAAGCUGCUUGACCCUCAGAAGUUCCCAGGUCUGUGCCGAUGGGGUCGCGAAUUCGUCGAGGUCCCGGUGAUCAAGGAAUGCCUUCCGUCCAGGGAAACACUGGUUCAGUACUUCACCAUCGCCACUCCCAUGAUGCGCGCUCAUUUCACUUAGUGAAGCCACAGUAAAAGAGCACCAUCAGCAGCUGCUGUAUCUUGUAAUGUAAUUCCUCUGUAUCCAAGUUUCCUUCAUAACGAGUUUACUUGUUCUAGCACUACUAUUCUAUUGAUGCAUUAAAGGGCAGCAUGUGUGAAUCAAUGUCUGAAGCAUUCAGUUGGUAUAACAACACGGUAGCAUCCGCACCAGAAACGAUUGCCACCAGAAGAAGAAAGGAUCAUCCUUUAUGGUUGGUUCUCUAUCCUGUUCCUUACCAGCACCGCCGUCCCAAUCUCGAGAGGGUUAAACGGGCCGAGUUGGAUUCAGAUUCGCUGCUAGUUACGCUGGCAGAACCUCGCACCACACGAACAUUCAACAUACUAACAAUAAAAGCAAUGAAUAUGAUCCCAUAAUAAGAGUUAUGUAACGGGUUAUUAAAGUAUGACGACUAUUCCACAAAAUCACAACAUAUCUCAUGGAGGGCAAAACUAAAACCCCUCUCCUCGG
Messenger RNA from Linum trigynum, 1311 nucleotides. Lineage: Eukaryota; Viridiplantae; Streptophyta; Magnoliopsida; Malpighiales; Linaceae. The record is from the annotation of a GenBank genome assembly.